AUGGCACAAAAUGGUCUUGCUUCUCUGUUGUUCUGUGCUCUGCUGGGUGCUGCUGAUGGUAUAAACCCUGACAGCUCAGAGUCCCCAGACAUGCAGCCAGACAGUGUAAAAGGGGUCAGCGACGUCACUUGCAGUGUGCUGAAGUUCCUGGCAGCAGGAACCCAUCUGGGAGGAACCAACCUGGACUUCCAGAUGGAGCAGUACGUCUACAAGAGAAAGAGUGACGGAGUGUACAUCAUCAAUCUAAAGAAGACUUGGGAGAAACUGCUGUUGGCUGCUCGUGCCAUUGUUGCCAUCGAGAAUCCAGCUGAUGUUUGCGUUAUCUCCUCCAGAAACACUGGCCAGAGAGCUGUGCUCAAGUUCGCCUCUGCCACUGGCGCGACCACCUUUGCUGGUCGUUUCACUCCCGGAACCUUCACCAAUCAGAUUCAGGCUGCUUUCAGGGAGCCCCGCCUCCUGAUCGUGACAGAUCCUCGCGCUGACCAUCAGCCACUAACUGAAGCCUCUUACGUCAACAUCCCAACCAUUGCCCUCUGCAACACCGACUCCCCUCUGAGAUACGUCGACAUUGCCAUUCCAUGCAACAACAAGGGUCCCCACUCUGUGGGUUUGAUGUGGUGGAUGUUGGCCAGAGAAGUGCUGAGGAUGAGGGGCACCAUCUCCAGGGAGCACCCAUGGGAGGUCAUGCCGGAUCUGUACUUCUACAGAGAUCCUGAGGAGAUUGAGAAGGAAGAGCAGGCUGCAGCUGAGAAGGCUGUAGGUAAGGAGGAGUUCCAGGGAGAAUGGACCGCUCCUGUGCCCGACUUCAACCAGCCUGAGGUUGCUGACUGGUCUGAAGGUGUUCAGGUUCCAUCUGUGCCCAUCCAGCAAUUCCCAGCUAGCGUUGAGGCUCCUGCCAAAGCUGCACCAGCUGAGGUGUUUGCAGAGGACUGGAGUGCUCAGCCUGCCACUGAGGAUUGGUCUGCUGCUCCCACGGCUCAGGCCGGAGACUGGGGCGGCACCACUGCAGACUGGUCUUAAGAGAAGCAUUAACCAUGCUUGUGAAAUCAAUAAAUUUGGUUGUUUAAAA
This is a messenger RNA of Sinocyclocheilus anshuiensis, 1069 nucleotides long. RefSeq names its product 40S ribosomal protein SA-like. Lineage: Eukaryota; Metazoa; Chordata; Actinopteri; Cypriniformes; Cyprinidae. Gene Ontology annotation, molecular function: structural constituent of ribosome. Gene Ontology annotation, biological process: translation. The coding region runs from base 1 to 1020 and encodes 339 amino acids. Gene Ontology annotation, cellular component: small ribosomal subunit; ribosome. The record is from RefSeq and is a predicted model, not a curated record. The transcript has 8 exons.